AUGCUGAGCCGGCUCGGGGCGCUGCUGCAGGAGGCCGUGGGGGCGCGGGAGCCCAGCAUUGACCUGCUGGAGGCCUUCGUGGAACACUGGAAGGGCAUCACGAACUACUACAUCGAAAGUACAGAUGAAAACACCCCGGCCAGGAAAACAGAUAUUCCCUGGCGGCUGAAGCAGAUGCUGGAUAUCCUGGUCUACGAGGAGAAGCAGCAGGCGGCGGCCGGCGAGGCGGGGCCGUGCCUGGAGUACCUACUGCAGCACAAGAUCCUGGAGACCCUGUGCGCGCUGGGCAAGGCCGAGUACCCACCCGGCAUGCGGCAGCAAGUGCUGCAGUUCUUCAGCAAGAUUCUGGCCCAAGUGCAACACCCGCUCCUGCAUUAUCUCAACGUCCACAGACCCGUGCAGAAACUUCUCCGACUUGGUGGGACAGUUCCUGGAUCCCUCACAGAAAAGGAGGAGGUGCAGUUCACCACCGUCCUCUGCUCCAAGAUCCAGCAGGACCCAGCCCUGCUCACCUACAUCCUAGAAGGUAAAGAGACUACUGGUAGGAAGAAGGCGCCCAGAGAAGCCACUGCCUCGCUGAGAGAGGCAGCCAGUGCCAGGGACAAGGACCGCCCGCAGAGCAAGGCUCCCGACACUGGUCCCUGCGGGGCCUGGGCCUCAAGCGCCCAGCUGCCUGCUGAGACCCAGGAGCCAGAUGGACCGAUCGGGGAGAGCGGCCUCAUUACCUCCCUGGUUGGCUUGUGCAAGAGCAAGAAAGGUCGGGUGGCCCUGAAGGCCCAGGAGAACCUGCUGCUCCUGGUACGCGUGGCAUCCCAGGCGGCCGCCACCUGCCUAGUGCAGAGCAGCCCUUGUUGUCCUGCCGUCGUCGAGCGCCUCUGCCAGCUCUACCAGUCCCUUCCCAGCGCCCUGGACCCUGCAGACAUUGCCGCUAUAGAGGGCAUCAGCUGGAGGUUACCCAGCGCCCCGUCUGAUGAGGCUUCCUUCCCCGGCAAGGAGGCCUUGGCUGCCUUUUUGGGCUGGUUCGACUACUGUGACCACCUCAUCACAGAGGCACACGCGGUGGUUUCAGAUGCCUUGGCAAAGGCUGUGGCUGAGAAGUUAUUUGUGGAAAUUCUGCAGCCCCAGCUCCUACACGUGUCCGAGCAGAGCGUCCUGACGUCCACUGCCCUGCUCACAGUCAUGCUGCGCCAGCUCCGCGCCCCGGCGCUGCUGCGGGAGGCGGUGGCCUUCCUCCUGGGCAUGGACCAGCAGCCUGCAGCCCCCGAGGACAGCCCCCGCACCCUGUGUGCCCACCUCAUCAGGCACUGUGACCACCUCUCUGAUGAGAUCAGCAUCGCCACACUGCGGCUAUUUGAGGAGCUACUGCAGAAGCCCCACGAGCAGAUUGUCCGGAGCCUGAUCCUAUGCCACCUGGAGGGCCGCGCUUACGUGGCCCGUGGCUCGCCCGAGCCCGAGAGCUAUGAGGACACCCUAGAUCUAGAGGAGGAUCCCUACUUCACCGACAGCUUCCUCGACUCUGGCUUUCAGCCCUCCGUGAAGCCUCCCCCGGCCCCUGCCACCAACCCCGACGGCAAGACAGCGGUGACCGAGAUUGUCAACAGUUUCCUCUGCCUCGUUCCUGAGGAAGCCAAGACGUCGGCCUUCCUGGAGGAGACGGGGUACGACACGUACGUCCACGACGCUUAUGGACUGUUCCAGGAGUGCAGCUCCCGAGUGACACCCUGGGGCUGGCCACUGGCUCCCCCACCCCUGGACCCCCAUGAACCCGAACGGCCUUUCUUUGAGGGUCCCUUCCUCCAAGUGCUGUUUGACCGCAUGUCCCGGAUUUUAGAACAGCCAUACAGCCUGAAUCUGCAGGUGACCUCAGUGCUGUCCCGGCUCGCGCUUUUCCCCCACCCCCUCAUCCACGAGUACCUCCUGGAUCCCUACACCAGCCUGGCCCCUGGCUGCCGCAGCCUGUUCUCUGUGCUCGUCAGGGUGAUCGGGGACUUGAUGCAGAGAAUUCAGAGGGUGCCCCAGUUCCCAGGCAAACUGCUCCUGGUGCGCAGGCAGCUGAUGGGCCAAGUCCCCGGGGAGCAGCUGGACCACCAGACCUUCCUCCAGGGCGUGGUCGUCCUGGAGGAGUUCUGCAAGGAGCUGGCUGCCAUUGCUUUCGUCAAGUUCGCCCCACAUGGUCCUCACCUGCACCUCUCCAAACCCCCGGAAGGGCAUGUGUGA
Rangifer tarandus platyrhynchus (Svalbard reindeer) is the source of this 2217-nucleotide messenger RNA. The record is from the annotation of a GenBank genome assembly. Lineage: Eukaryota; Metazoa; Chordata; Mammalia; Artiodactyla; Cervidae.